This is a messenger RNA of Blumeria graminis f. sp. triticale, 1809 nucleotides long. The record is from the annotation of a GenBank genome assembly. NCBI's taxonomy places the organism in Eukaryota, Fungi, Ascomycota, Leotiomycetes, Helotiales, Erysiphaceae.
AUGGAAUUAGGAGAGUCUAUUCCACCAGCUACACUUCAUGCAGUCAGUGUUUCUCUCCCAACGUGGCAAGACAAUAUAGACUAUGAGGAAGGGAGAGCACGAGUUAUCGAUAAGUUAAGCACGGGUUACCCACGAUCAAUUACUGCUUUUUCAAAAGAAUUACUCGAAAGGUAUGGUAAAUCGUAUCACUCGCACGCACUAUUACUUCCUUCAUCAAGGGCUGCAAAAAGAUGCAUGGAAUUUUUACAAUCAGCUAAAAGUAUGAUAUUACCGGAUCACUUCCAACAAUUAGACUUCGUGCUUGACCAUAGCAAAACGAAUUUAGAGGCGCUAAAACGCUUGUCGCCCUCUAUUUCUGCUGUUUUCUUUCCGGCAGAAGCUUUCACAACUGCAAAGAAAUACUGGCAACACACAGGUGAAGGUGUAUCAAGUAGAAAAGUCGAAUUCUGCCAUAAACUCUUCACAGAGGGUAUUCUAGUAGAACAAGGUGAAGAUUCAAUUUCCAACCUCAUGGGAACACGUGGGGUUUGUACGGGUCCGCGGCGUUAUCAAAAGGGAGUCCGAGAAAAUUCAGGUGUUAAGACCUUUUCAAAACAAGAAUUUAGUCGUGAUGAAUCGAAUGAGAUAGCUCCUGUUAUCGGUUCUGAGGCCCAAGAAGAGUCCCAAUUCUUAGAGGAGAGAUUUGGACGUAACCUUGAUGUAUCAUUCGCUGACAUUGCGAAGUCAGCCAUUCGGCGACGAAUAGCUGGGCUAUCGCUUGACAAAAAUGAAUCCUCGGGAACAAGGGAGCUAAACAUAUGCAGGAACGGUUCUAGGGACGCUACGCUCACGGAAAAUGAUGUUUACCUUUGGCCUUGCGGGAUGAAUUCGAUUUUUAACACGCACAAAAUGCUAAUGGAGGCUCGAGGCACCAUGAAAAGUAUAUACCUUGGAUUCCCUUAUGUCGAUACUUUGAAGAUCCUGGAAAAAUUCGGACCAGGCUGUCUCUUCUAUGGAUACGGUUCAUUGGAAGAAUUUGACGAUCUUGAGGAAAGGUUGAAGGCUGGCGAGAAAUAUCUCGCACUAUUCUGCGAAUUUCCGGGAAAUCCUUUACUUACGGCUCCCGAUCUCUUGCGUAUUCGGAAGCUCGCUGACACUUACGAUUUUGCGGUCGUAAUCGACGAGACAAUCGGCAACUAUACCAAUGUAGAUGUCCUACCAUACGUAGACGUUGUGGUGAGCAGCUUGUCCAAAAUAUUUUCGGGUGAGUGUAACGUUCUCGGCGGGGCAUCUCUCCUAAAUCCUAAUGGCCGCUAUUAUCAUAAUCUUAAAAAAAUAGCUGAGAAUGGUGAAUAUGAAGAUAACUAUUGGCCAGAGGAUGCUAUUUUCAUGGAACGCAAUAGUCGAGAUUUUGUUGUGCGAAGUAGAAAAAUUAACGAGAACGCUGAAGCCAUCUGUAAAAUUCUGUUGGAAAGCCCAAUUAUAAAAGAUGUCCAUUAUCCUAAGUAUAAUACUUCAAAGAAUCACUAUGAUGCUUGUCGCAGACCAACCGGUGGAUAUGGCGGUCUUAUUUCCUUCGUAUUUCAUCGAAAAGAGCAAGCCAUUGCUUUUUACGAUCGAAUUGAGGCCGCCAAGGGGCCAAGUUUGGGCACCAAUUUCACGUUGGUGUCUCCAUAUGUUUUGUUAGCACAUUAUUUUGAAUUAGAUUGGGCGGCACAAUUCGGUGUUCCUGAGGAUCUAAUUCGGAUUAGUGUUGGUUUGGAGGAUCUGGCAGAUUUGUUACCUAAAUUUGAGAGUGCGCUCCAAGCUGCAGGUAAAAUAGCCAUUUGA